AUGGAAAUUAAUGCACUUGCUGUUAAAUUACUUCACUGUGGUCUUGGUCCCCAUGAACACAAUCGUGUUAUGGGCUGUAAAAAUGCUAAAGAAAUUUGGGAUUUACUACAAGUAACACAUGAAGGAACUAAUGAAGUGAAACGCUCUAAAAUUGAUCUGCUUAUGUCUAAAUAUGAACGUUUUGAAAUGCAAUCUAAGGAAACUAUCCAGGAAAUGUUAACAAGGUUCACUAACAUUAUUAAUGAGCUUGUUUCUCUUGGAAAGCAAAUACCUAUUGAUGAGCAGGUCAGGAAAGUUUUAAGGAGCCUCCCUCAAGACGAAAGAUGGGGAGCCAAGGUGACUGCCCUACAAGAAACUAAGGACUUCAUGAAAUUCAACAUUGAGCAACUUGUCGGUUCUCUCAUGACUCAUGAGUUGCACUUAAGAACAAGCAAUAGUGAAGGGAACAAAGGAAAAGGCUUAGCUCUCAAAGCUGGUGAUCAAGAAGAAUCUGAGGUAGAUGAAGAAGAAGCGGCCAUGUUGGUGAGAAGGAAGGCUAUGAUUGCUGCUUGGGGAGAUUCUGAGAGUGAUGAUGAGGAGGAACAACCUGAAGAAGAAACAGCCAAUUUAUGUCUAAUGGCCAAACGUGAUGAAAAGGCCUACAAUGAUGAACUGGCCAAAGAGGUACGUGCUGAUCCUAAUCAUCUUAGAACUCUUCCUAAAGAAGUACUUAUUGAUUACAUUGUAGAAAUAGAAGAUGACUGGAUAAUUGAUAUUAAAAAGCUUAAUGAAUGUGAAAAAGCUGUUAAAGUCUACAAGGAACACAAUGCCUGGAUUGAGAACCAGCGUACUGAUGUUCAAGGCAGAUUCUUUGAUCUUUUUGAUAAGAAUCUUCUUCUAAAAGAAAUGAAUGAAAAACUCAAGUAUGAAAAUAUUAUGGUUAAUGUAGAACUGACUCAAUACAAGCUUGCCAGUACUGACUUUAAAUCGUCAAGUUCCUCUUCUGAAUCACUACCUAAGUUUAAUGAAGAUUUUGAAAAAUUAAAACACAAUCUUGAUGAGUUAAGAAUUGAGAAGGCAAAUUUAGAAAAGGAACUUGCAAUCAGAAAAGUUUUGUGUGUCAAAAGAAAAUAA
Chenopodium quinoa (quinoa) is the source of this 1113-nucleotide messenger RNA. RefSeq lists its product as uncharacterized. Bases 1 to 1113 code for a protein of 370 amino acids. Lineage: Eukaryota; Viridiplantae; Streptophyta; Magnoliopsida; Caryophyllales; Amaranthaceae. The record is from RefSeq and is a predicted model, not a curated record. The transcript has 3 exons.